Desarmillaria tabescens is the source of this 2891-nucleotide messenger RNA. RefSeq lists its product as uncharacterized. The record is from RefSeq and is a predicted model, not a curated record. Bases 163 to 2847 code for a protein of 894 amino acids. Gene Ontology annotation, molecular function: protein binding. Lineage: Eukaryota; Fungi; Basidiomycota; Agaricomycetes; Agaricales; Physalacriaceae. The transcript is spliced from 5 exons.
AUGGAGCCGAAGGAAUAGAAUAGCGAGAACUCGUGGUCGGUGAGAGAUGUUCUACAGACGAAAGGGAAGAAUUGGAGAGAACAGAGAGCCUGGGAUGCGGCUGAGAGUAUGCCAUGGUGGCCGUCAGGGUGAAAGGGUAUAUUGGCUCCGGCCAAAUAAGGCAUGCGGCAUGCUUCGAUGUCAGCAUCAGCAGCAAGCGUCACCAAUGAAUCGCUGGGCCUAUCCGCUAAUGUCGUUCUUGGCGCACUUCCCUUUCCUUCCCAGGUUUCCAGGCGCCAUCGUCGCAUGAAUUAUCCUCUGCCGUCGCCUCAGGACCUCCAAUCUCAUCUCUAUCACGCCUUUCUUGACGGCAAGACUGCAGAUGUUGCCCUGCGUAUCUCGGGCUCUUGGCGUGCUGUCUAUCAUCUUCACAGAGUCAUUUUGAUCCAGUCGGGCUUUUUUCGCUCGCUCUUCACUGCAGGCUUUGUGGAAGCAUCACCCAGUCAAUUUUCAGUCCCGGACGAAAUUGACGUUGUAUUUGAUGACCACAAUAUUACUCGUGCCGCAUUCGAAAUCUGUAUUUCCCGCCUAUAUGGAGGUGGCCCGCCGCUGCAUGUUUGUCCUUUGCUGCGGCCAACUCUUUCCCACCCAUUGACCCCGGGUUUCCCGUAUCAGCCCAAGUACGAAACACCUUCUGGUCACCAGGCCGCCACACCCCAGUUCCUGCUGUCACUUCUUGCUACAUCCAUCUACCUAUCGAUCCCUUCACUGGCUUCCCAGGCACUUUCAUCUAUCUGCGGCACUCUCGGUCCUUACACCGUCAUCUCAUAUCUCAACUUCUCCCUUGGAAACUGCACCAGCUCGGAGGAUGCAGCUCAGGGCGCAGUAGGGCUGGAGAGCGUGGCAGAACUCCUUGAAGACCAUGAUUCUGAUAACGACGAAUCUAUUCCUCCGUCACUCUCGAGAAAUGACCGUCCAAAUUCGGUUCGUACUUCUUUCGAACCUGUUCAUGAUGGCAUGUCCUUCAAGUCCCAUCAAACCUCUAUCAAGUCUCGUAGUCAGGCUGCGCCAGAGCCUGUGACAUUCCAUUAUGGUGCAGUCUCGGACAAGAUUGGUGAGGCUGCUGCAGCCUGGCUAGCUCGUUGGGGUCCAGAUAUUCUCGAAUAUGAAGAGAAAGUCGUCGAGGGUGUACUGGACAAGGACAUUCCCCCGCUGCCUUCUCACCCAAAGACAAUUCGUCGCAGAGCCAAGACGUUGGACUCAGCGGUUCGUACGGAAGUUGUCGAUGCGGCCAGCACGUCCGUUACGAAACCAAGUAUACCAGUGAUAUGGAGGCGCGGUGGUCUAAGCCCUCAUUGGGUCAAGGCUCUUAUCUCGUCGGAUUCCUUUUUUACCAAAGAUGAGAUGGGACGAUAUGACUUCGCUAAGCGAGCCGUUCAAUUACGGAGGAAGCAAGGGGGGAUAGAUCCGGACGAGGAGAUAGUUUGGAAAGAGAUGUUUGAGACUGGAAUAUAUUAUGCUAACAUGGUGCCCGAAGAUAUCAUUAAGAUAUCUUCCGAUAUAUGUCCAACAACAGAACAACCCUACGUAGCCCUGUCCGUACUCCAGGCGGCCAAUUGGUCUCAGACUCUUCUUCGACACGACCUCACAUUCCGUCCUGCUUCACCUCCUACACCAACAUUUUCUUCUGUCAAAGGCAAAGAAAAGGACCUUGGCGUAACAUUUACCAGAGAGUCUUUCCUUAAUGGAGGUACCAAGCAUAAGGACGGCCCAUUCUAUCUUGUUCCCGUCGACCAGACUUUGCGAAUUGGCGAAAAUGGCGGGCCGUCUUCUGAAGGCAAGGGGAUCUCAAUGGAGCAGUUGUUCGCACACUCUCACUCCCCUUAUUCGCUCUCCUCUGAAGAAAAUUUGAAAGCCAAGUUCAAGUCCGACGAGGCCUCAAACUAUCCCAUCACGUUUGACGAGUCUAGUUUCUUUGGUCUUCUACCAAAUUUCUAUACCCCCUCUUCGACACGAGACGCCUCCACCGAUCCGAAAGCCGUCUACUCACCUUAUCCUCCGUUCAGAUUUUCAGUCGAAUUCUGGGACUCCGAUCAUUUGAAGGAGAAGCAGCGAUUACACUCCCAAACUAUCUGGUAUGCUGGUAGUUUGUUCAACGUCUACAUCCAAGUCGUAAAGAAGAAGGGCUCUACGGUUUCGGGCAAGGACCAAACGAGCCAGUUAGGCAUAUAUUUGUGCCGACAGAGCACUGUGGAAGCAAUUCCCGCACGAAGCGCACCAAAUCCGCUGGUGGUACGACAGAGCAACGACGAAGACACUGCGUCUAGUCCGUCUGACCACAGUCACAGCGCAAUAGUGAGUGGCGGACGCAGUCGAGUAGUAUCCUCAUCUAGCGCUACAUCGCAACCUGCAUCACCUAUGUCCCCUGGCCCUGUGACUCCAACGCGUAGCACAACGCCGUUGUCGAGUCCUGCUACGUCGACAUCCUUACCAUCAUACCACACCUUUCCAGAUCGUCCUGGUACUAGCGGAACUGCAUCUAGUUUCCGAGAUGCGUAUGGCUAUCCGUACAGUCUUCCAUAUACCCUUCCGGGUACCGCGCCUUCUCAGCCAUACCGGGAUCCUCGACCCAGUGUUUCCGCCUAUUUCAUGAUUUACUGCGCGAAUCCGACGGGGAGUUCACAGACAAGGUUUAAGAGCACACCAGACGUGUUCAAGGUUAGCCAGAGUUGGGGAUGGAAGAGCAGUUCGUUGAAGGGGGAGGAUAUACCAGCAGGAGACGAUGAUCCCGAUGAUGAAGGCAAUAUUAUGAACCAUCAGGGAUCUAAGGUUAGUUUGAGGGCGACUGUUGUUCUUGGUGUCGUGUAGUCUAUGAAUCGUUUUGUAUUGCAGUACCUUUCAUCGCGUAAUAU